AUGACACUGGCCGUCGGUUGGGGCCUGCUCAGCGCUCUGCUGGUCCUGAGAGUCCUGGGAGAUGUCCCGGCGGGGGAACUGUCCGAGAUCCAGAGUAAGACGAUCCAGCUGGUGAUGGAGAAGUUCCAUCAGAGAGAUCUGCAGAGCGGAUACAGGAUGACGUCCAUAGUGAAGGCAGCUGAAAAGUACAAUUCUGGGAUAUUCGUCAAUGUGGAGUUUCUGGUGAAACAGACGUCAUGCCGCAAACAUGACUGGAGCAAAUUGGACUGCAAGGCUGGAAAGAACGCAAGGAGCUAUAACUGCUUCGGGUGUUACAAGUUUGAAUACGACUCUCACGUGGUCAUAUCUCAGGUUGAAGAAUGCAUCCUGCCACGACACCUAAAUGAGGGGCGUCAGGCUCGGAGGAACGAUCUGUGUAAGGAGGUGGAGAUGAAGGAUUCUGGGAAGACCAAUGUGGGGAAGUACAGCUUCCAGAAGACGGAGUGA
Messenger RNA from Staurois parvus, 486 nucleotides. Lineage: Eukaryota; Metazoa; Chordata; Amphibia; Anura; Ranidae. The record is from the annotation of a GenBank genome assembly.